This is a messenger RNA of Sardina pilchardus (European sardine), 6438 nucleotides long. RefSeq lists its product as uncharacterized. The coding region runs from base 1 to 1626 and encodes 541 amino acids. The transcript is spliced from 7 exons. NCBI's taxonomy places the organism in Eukaryota, Metazoa, Chordata, Actinopteri, Clupeiformes, Clupeidae. The record is from RefSeq and is a predicted model, not a curated record.
AUGGCUGCCGAUCAUCACCCAGCGAAAGAGGAGCAUCGGGUGGCGUUCUUCGGGGAGGAUGUGGACAUCCGCGUGCCCUCGCUGGCCAGCACCGAGGUGGUGUUCAGGCCGCGGGUCAAAGGUCACGCGGAGGUGGUCCUGAUGCAGAAUGGGACGUUGGUCCACACCCGGGCCAAGCUCAACACCCAGUUCCUCAUCCUGGAGGACGUUGGCGAGGAAGACGAGGGCGUCUACGUGAUCAAGAACACAGAGGCACCAACCCACGUUCGCCGCCUCACACUCAUUGUUAGAGAUUGUGCUCUGGAGCAGACGGUGAAGUAUGGCGACACUUACCACAUCCAGCUCCACUCCAUCACCCUCCCCAUCACCCUGGAGUUCCGCUACGGCAUCGCCCACAUCAACCAGACCACCGAGUCUCCCCCCGUGGUGCUCCUGAACCAGACCGCCACCCCUGUGGACGAGUACAAGGGCCGUUUGACGGUCAGCACCAAGUGGGUUACCCUCCACCGGGUGACGGGCAUGGACGAGGGCAGCUACACUAUCCUGGACAGCGACGGAAAGAUCCGGAUGAGGACCUGUCUGAGUGUGAAAGAGCACCAGAACUUUAUUCAUCUGGAAUACGACAAGACUCUGAAGAUCAACCUCCACCUCAGCUCCGACAAGGUCAACAUGGUCUACACGAGAGACUCGGACCGCAAAGAACGGGUCAUCUUGAAUCAGGGAAAGCUGAUGCUUCCCGUCGACCCGGUUCUGGAUGGACGUCUCUCUGUGGAGGGUUCCGUGGUUUACCUGAAGCAGGUCCGUGCCAGCGACAUGGGCACCUUCAGGGUGAAGGAUCUGCUCGGCUUCCAUGUGGCUGAAGUCCACCUUGAGGUUGACUCCUACAAGCUUCCUCCUCUGACCGUGGCUAUCCUCGCCAUGCUGGGCCUGGUGGUUUUGCUACUGCUGGUGUGCCUGCUCUCCUGCCAGAUCAAUGUGCGUCGCCGGGCUGAGAAGGCCAGAAAGAUCACCCUCAUCGCCCAGCAGGCUGGCAAAGCGGAGGGAGACACCUUCCGACAGGUGGUUCAUGACGCCUACACAAGAUUCACUGAGGACUCUAUCACCCAGUCGCAGUGGGACCAGAACACGGACAACACAGAGGUUGAAAUCAAGGGUCUUGAGGUGUCCAAGGCUGGCCGCUAUGAAAGCCUCUUCUCUGACAAGAACUUCCUGGAGAUGAGUGACUCCGGGGUGGAAUUCACCUCCUCCGGGCUCCCGCUGGACAGCGACACGGACAUGCCCAUGACCUACGGCUCCCACAAGCCGCUCCUCGACUCGGUCCACUCCGACGGCUUCGUGACCGCGCAGCCCACCAUCGCCGAGGGCACCGAGAGCAACUCGCGCACCCCCGACUCCAUCCUGAGCGGCAGUCCCGCCAGCCUGCCCAAGGCCAACGGCCAGCCCGACGGUAACCUCAUGGAGACCGACGCCCCGGAUUCGGCCCCCAGGGGCCCCGAGGUGGAUGGCGUUGUGAUCCCGCCCCCUGCUGGUAGCCCAGCUAAAGAGCCCAGCGCAGAUGCGCCCCCUGCAGGCGAAGCAGCCUCCACACCAUCUGGUGCUGUUGCUGUUGAGAAUGCCACAACUUGAGGAGCAACUUUGUACAGUAGAAACACCACAGAGAGAAAAGAGGGAAAAAAUAGAAAUGUAUCUACACAACCACUAACCACUUAACACCUUGACAAUCUCUACUCAAACACUCCUAACAUGCAACUAUAUAGGCUAGUCAUUACUGCUUGUUUUGCUGGAGGCGUAAGGGCCAUCCAUGUUACUUUUCAUAUUUGGACACGUUUCGAUUUAACAAAUGCUUAGCGCUAAAGUCUGAGCUAAACCCUAACCCAGAGGAACAACUAAAAAAAAAUAUUCCAACUGAACUCACCUAACUUCUAAGAAACACAUGAGCGUUAAACAUGUUUUUGCACAAUGCAUGCAUUUGAAUUAGAUUCAGUCGAGAUGUCUCAGCUGACCAAGAGCAAAAGACUAGUUUGGAAUGACUGUAGUGCAUGCAAGUCUCUUGGACAAACAGUCACAAACUUGAAAGUUUUGUAUAAAUAUGUAUAAAUAAUAAUUAACAUUGAAGGUAUACCUAAAAUACAUUUUAAAAAUCAGGGGUUACCCGACAUAAUUGCAUAAAAAUCCAUUCCCUUUAAUUGAAAUGACCAAAUAAAUCAUGUAAAAAUCCAUUACUCAUAGCCACAAUAGACAUAAAUCUUAAUUUUGAGUACAAGCAUUCAUAAUCCAUAAAAACAUAAAAAAAAACUGAAACCAUUUGAAUCAAUCAUUUUAGGAAUAUCAGGCCGAAAACCCCGAACACAAAUAAAGCAAUACCCUGAAAUCUAGACAUACUAUACAUCCCUGUAUGAGGUAAUUUGGAAGCAGUCUGGAUAUGGAAAUGUGCUCUUUUCCCCAUCUCAGAAAUGCACAAGCUUCCCCCAGCUCCACCUGAGAGCCCAUCCAUAAUGUAUGCUUUCCCCCACCACAGAGCAGGAAAUGAAUGGUUCGGCAGUGAGUGUAGGUCGGCAGAGAGUGUAGGCCUUUCUGUCUUUCUCUGAGGCUACAGCUCUGUGAAUGGUUGCAGCAGCAGCCCCUUUGGCACCUGUGUACGGGUAGACCAGAGGCUCCGCUACUCUAAGCACUUUAUCCCAGGGCUGACAUGUACGUGUGACGGAACGAGAGAGAAUGAGAACGAGAGGGAAAAAAGACAGACGGAACAAGGCAGACCUUGGCAGCUUUCCCUUUACUCCAGACCGUCCAUCUUCUGCUUUUUUUUUUUGUCGCUUCGUUUCACAUGUUUUUUGAGCUCAUCCAUCAAGGAUGGCAUCGGUUCUCUGAUGCUAUCCCCCGCUGGAUAGGUCAUCAGUCACCUCAUCUGUCCGGCUCAGCACGUUUGGAGCUACAGCUAUGGGAGCCUGCAGAGAGUGUCACCGUCCUAGGUGCUGGUCACUCCCCGCUCACACUUCCACAACAGUGAGAGAAGGGAGGGAGUGUCAGUAGAAGGCAGGACGGACACAUUCGCCCGUGGAUUUCUUCACACCGGUCUCGAUGACUUGAACUAAGUGGAGACUGACAGGCGAACUUGACAAGUGACUGACAGUUUGUCCACUCAGUUCGGGGGCAGACCACGCCAAAGGUAAUCUGUCUGUCUAAUACUCUGUGGAGCCGUUGCAGAGUUCUUUGCAUGCCCCCAGAAGAGCUCCACUUUCAGUUUAGACGACUAAAUGGAAGUGUAUGUCAGAAUUCACCCCCUCUAGGAGUGCUGAAUGUAUGUGGGGAACUUGUGUGGGAACAACUGAAUGUCGAUGUAUAGCGGAGGGAAUGCUCAUAUUACGUCAAUGCUUGUACACUGGUGGUGGCUGGCAAAAUUGGCAUACAAAUGAUGAAUUGAUUUAGUCUUUUGAAUGAGCCCCAUUAACUGCAUAGUGUGGUAGAGUUUGUUGCAUUUAACACAUUUCAUGCUCACGCCUAAAACAGUAUUUGUAGAAGUCUGCCUGUAGUUGAUAAACCAACACUGCAUCAGCGUGACAGCUACAUUUUAAUGAUCAGAAGCCUUUUUUCUUCCCACCUGUCAUUUCAGUUUUUCUUACCACUGGCAUCUUUCAACCACUACACAGUCGAGAAUGCCCCCAGAGGCCCGAGAUUAUUCACAGAGGUUGACAGACACAUUAUCUAUUUUUGGUUGAUAUAUGCAUGUGUUCCUUAGCCAACACAGUCACAACACAGAGUGCCAUCUCACAUAAUCUCAGACUUCCCUCAUCAGCUCCAUUUGAUCUAGUAGCAGCUGCGGAGGAGAGCAUUCUCUCUCUCCAUCCAUCCAUGGAGGAAUAGCCCUGACAAACGAGACUCAGCUUGGCAGCAAGUGAACCACUUGCCCAAGGCCAGAGUCAUUCCCAGUCUCUCUUGUGGAUGCUCCCCACCGCCCACCUCCCUCCCCUGCUCUUCCCAACGCCAUCACAUCUGCACUGUCAGAAAAGUUUUGUAUGCAGAUGAAUGACAAACAUGGGUGAUUAUGAGGGUGCGAGACUUAUAUAGCGGGCCUCUAAACGCAGAGUGGUAGCGUCACAUGGGCCGUCGGAAGGCCGAGCGCACUAGAGAAGUAAGUACGAGUAAGAUCUGUGGGGAAUAAUUCUACCUCAUAACUUAUCUGAUGUCUGUGGAGGAGAUCAACAGAGAGCACUAUAGGACUGCAUGUGUGAGGUCUUAAUGAAAAAAGCACAAAUAGAAUGAAGAGUAGCCUUUUUUUCUCAAAACUAACAAUUUUUGAAACGAUGUAGCAGCUAUAGUAUGUAAAUAUGUGCUAAAAGUUUGAUUAUAGUUCUAAAAUUAGCUAUGUUGUAAUCAAUCCUGGGCAUUAAUCUAACUUGAAAAUCUAACAGGUAUAGUGGUAGUACAGUCAAGUAAAUGAUCAUCUGUACUUAUUUGCUUUAAUCUCAUUUUCUAUUAGUGAUUUGCGGUAAUACUUUCAAGCAGGAUAAGGUUGAAUGAUACAGUAGCUUAUACUCUAAAGGCUACCACAUGAGAAACCAACCCAGAUAUCAGUGCCUAAAUUGUGCAACAUCCAAUCCGAUCUAUCCCAUUCCUGUUUUAGUAUACUGUAUAUGGAGGAGUCAAACCCGACUUUAGUGGACUUAAUAGCAAUAGAGCAGCAGAAAUCAAUGGCACGCAACUUACACAGGGUAGAUGCAUCAUGCAGUGAAGCACAAUUAGUGUAAACCCACGUCACCACCACAUAACCACAGCCCUGGUCUUCACUCGUGUAAAUACAAACAGUGCAUGCCAGUAGUAGUGGUCUUUCUUAAUGCAAGGCUAAUGCAAGACAAUUUUCUAUUCUAUGGCUGUUGCAUUUUAUUGAAUUAUUUAAUCUGACAUCACCAGUGAGGCAGGAGGAAUUCUGAGAGACCCCCUAAGACAGAAUGAGAAAGCACACAUAUUUUUUUCCCCACUGUCUUUAUCUUUCUUUCUCUGUCUUAUCUCUUAUCCCUGUUUGUCAUCUUAACUAUACAUUAUGCACUUAAUCCUCAAAGCAUAUUGUAAACCAUCUCAUCAACAUCCACGACGUGAACUCAUAAUUUCCGCAAGAGAAUGUUUUUUUAUUUAUUUUAUUUUAAUAUUACCAGACAAAAAAGUACAUCAUAACUAAGAGUACUGCUACAGCUAUGACUUUUACUAUGCUCCUUUAAUCUUUUUUGAAAUGCUGUCCUAUAGCUCCGACAUAUACUAAAGACUUAAUCCAGCAUGCUGAACCGUAAUUUGCCUGAUAGACAGCAGCCACCAUGCAUUGCACUGUAGGUAUUGGUUUCUGUCCAUGUGUUCUGGGAAGUUUGCGUCGGUGUCAAUGGUACUAUACAGCAAUUCAAGUUGACAAAAAUGCACUCAUUUACCCCUUGAGUCGCAGUCGUCACAAGUGUGUUCAUCCUAUUUUCAUCAGGACAAAAAUACUUUCACUUUGAACAGAAUCUGUCUAAACACCUUCAGGCUGAAUUGGGCAGUUGGAGUCUCAUUGAAGAUUAGGAAAUGCAAUUAAAAAUUCAAUAGAGAUAUAUCAAAGAACAAGAGAGUAAAUCAUCCCUCUGAAAGGACUUGAAACAUGUACAAGCUGCUUUGGAUUUCAGCCAAGAAAGCAAUGAAAGAUCAAGACCAUUCAGGUGUAGUGCAGUGACAAGAUGCCCUUGCAUUUCAUGGUCAACGGGUUUAACAACAUGGUAGAUGUAGGCUACUGUACAAGGCUAUGCAAUAUUCCACCGCUUCUAUGCCCCAAGGGAGGCAGUCGUGAGUUGCAUGCACGCCCCCCUCAGGUCUGGCUUGAACUGACAGGCCUCAAGUGGAAUCAUGUUUUUUCUUCCAUUUUGCAGGCCAUAAUAUGCAAGCAUCAUAUAGCUUUACAGUCUCAUGUUUCACGCAUUAACCUAAAGAACUAUGCCCAUUCGUAGGUAUCACAUAUGAAUAUGUUUGAUGUAGGCCUAUGUAUGAUGCCAAAAAUUAAAAAGAUAUUCAGAGUCAAUGCCUUUGUGGAACUAUUUGAGUGUUGAGUCUAAAAACUAAACAGCAGGCCUAAACAGCAGGCCUAAACUGUCUCUAAACGCAUGGAUUCAAUGACAGGAUAUUGUUCUCUUCACCGUUCAGUCUGUAUAGGCUAUUUGUGAAUUUUGUUUAACAUGCUUAGAAUCGACUUUGAUUAGGCUACUUAUAUGCUCAUUCUGAAGAAGAAAAAAAACUAUGGUAUCAUUGACUCGACAACACUUCUCAGUCAUGUAUAGUUACCUUUUAUAUGCUUGUUUUAAUUUCCUGAUGUAAACUGACUCCAUUUAUUAAAAUGCCUCUUUAAAGAUACUAGGCUUAACAUGCACAGUUUUGUAAGAUGUUCUUUCUUUUAUGAAUGAAUUCAGAUUAUAAUAAAAAAUCAUU